Molecule: messenger RNA, 3199 nt
Organism: Sinocyclocheilus rhinocerous
Lineage: Eukaryota; Metazoa; Chordata; Actinopteri; Cypriniformes; Cyprinidae
Product: cytosolic 10-formyltetrahydrofolate dehydrogenase-like
Exons: 23
Coding region: 98-2809 (903 amino acids)
Biological process (GO): biosynthetic process; one-carbon metabolic process; 10-formyltetrahydrofolate catabolic process
Cellular component (GO): cytoplasm
Molecular function (GO): oxidoreductase activity, acting on the aldehyde or oxo group of donors, NAD or NADP as acceptor; formyltetrahydrofolate dehydrogenase activity
Source: RefSeq, a predicted model, not a curated record
GCUGGUCUGCAAUACAGUUGUGCUGAAAUAAAUAGCAACAGUGUCUGCUGAAUCCUUCUUUCCUGCAGAGGAACAGCUCCAAUCUGGACGUGCAAAGAUGAAGAUUGCUGUGAUUGGCCAGAGUCUCUUUGGACAGGAAGUGUACAAAGAACUGAAGAAGGAUGGCCACAUGAUUGUUGGUGUAUUCACCAUCCCUGACAAAGAUGGAAAAAUGGACCCACUUGCGACUGAGGCAGAGAAGGAUGGCGUGCCAGUGUUCAAGUUUCCCCGCUGGAGGCUGAAGGGAAAGGCCAUCACAGAAGUGGUGGAUCAGUAUAAGGCAGUUGGUGCUGAACUGAAUGUUCUUCCUUUCUGCUCUCAAUUCAUCCCUAUGGAAGUGAUAGAUCACCCAACACACGGGUCCAUCAUUUAUCAUCCCUCCUUGCUGCCCAGACACAGAGGUGCCUCUGCCAUUAACUGGACUCUGAUUCAUGGUGAUAAGAAGGGUGGGUUUACUAUAUUCUGGGCAGAUGAUGGACUGGACACAGGACCAAUUCUUUUACAAAGAGAAUGUGAUGUGGAGCCAAACGACAAUGUAAACAGCAUCUACAAACGCUUCCUGUUCCCAGAGGGAGUCAAAGGCAUGGUGGAGGCAGUCAGGUUGAUUGCAGCAGGUACAGCUCUGAGAAUAAAGCAACCAGAGGAAGGAGCCACAUAUGAGUGUAUUCAGAAGAAAGAAAAUUCAAAGAUUGACUGGAACCAGCCAGCAGAAGCCAUUCAUAACUGGAUCAGAGGAAAUGACAGAGUACCUGGAGCCUGGGCAGAGAUUGAUGACAAAAAUGUUUCAUUUUAUGGAUCAACACUGUUGGAAAAUGAUCAUUCUUCAAGUAAUGGUCAACCUCUGGAAAUCCCUGGAGCAAGUCGACCAGGUCUGGUUACCAAAAAUGGCCUUGUUCUUUUUGGGAAUGAUGGCAAGAGGUUACUUGUGAAGAAUAUGCAGUUUGAGGAUGGGAAGAUGAUUGCUGCAUCCCAGUAUUUUAAAGCUGCUGUCAGUUCCACUGUGGAGCUCUCUGAGGAUGAAAAACAAUUUGCUCAGCAGAUGAGGGUGGUGUGGAAGAGUAUUUUGACUAAUGUAGAGAAGGUUGAAGACAGUACUGACUUCUUUAAAUCUGGUGCUGCUUCGAUGGAUGUAGUCAGACUGGUGGAAGAGGUAAAGUUGAGGGCAGCACAGUUGCAGUUGCAGAAUGAGGAUGUUUACAUGGCAACAAGCUUUGAAGAGUUCAUUCAAAUGUGUGUGAGGAAGCUGAGAGGAGAGGACGAGGAAGAAGAGUUCACCGUAGACUAUGUAGAAAAGAAACUGAACAACAUGACAAUCCGAAUCCCACACCAGCUUUUCAUAAAUGGAGAGUUUGUAGAUGCUGAAGAGGGAAAGACCUAUAAGACCAUUAACCCCACUGAUGGACAGGCAAUCUGUGAUGUGUCCUUAGCUCAGAUCUCGGAUGUGGAAAAAGCAGUGGCUGCAGCUAAAGAAGCAUUUGAGGAGGGAGAGUGGGGCAAGAUGAACCCCAGAGACCGAGGCAAACUACUCUACAAACUGGCUGAUCUGAUGGAGCAGCAUCAGGAAGAGUUGGCCACUAUUGAGACCAUAGACUCAGGAGCAGUCUAUACUCUUGCCCUCAAAACACACAUCGGCAUGUCUAUUCAAACAUUCAGAUAUUUCGCUGGCUGGUGUGACAAGAUUCAGGGCUGCACUAUUCCUAUCAACCAGGCUCGACCUAAUCGAAACCUUACCUUCACCAAGAAAGAACCAAUUGGUGUGUGUGGAAUUGUCAUUCCGUGGAAUUAUCCACUGAUGAUGCUGGCAUGGAAGACUGCAGCCUGCCUAGCAGCUGGAAACACUGUGGUGCUCAAACCUGCACAGGUCACACCUUUGACUGCUCUCAAGUUUGCUGAAUUAACUGCAUUGGCAAAGUUUCCGAAAGGCGUGGUGAACAUACUACCAGGAUCAGGGUCUCUGGUUGGUCAGCGGUUAUCUGACCACCCUGAUGUUCGAAAACUUGGCUUCACCGGCUCCACUGAGAUUGGCAAACAGAUCAUGAAAAGCUGUGCAGUCAGCAACGUGAAGAAGGUUUCUCUUGAGCUAGGAGGGAAGUCUCCUCUCAUCAUUUUUAAUGACUGUGAUCUGGACAAGGCUGUCAGAAUGGGUAUGAGCUCUGUGUUCUUCAAUAAGGGAGAGAACUGCAUUGCAGCAGGGAGACUUUUCAUUGAGGAAUCUAUCCAUGACACUUUUGUGGAGAGAAUGGUGAGUGAAAUAAAGAAGAUGAAGAUUGGUGAUCCACUGGACCGUUCCACAGACCAUGGCCCCCAGAACCACAAAGCUCAUCUGGACAAACUGGUGGAAUACUGUGAAAAGGGGGUCAAAGAAGGAGCAAAAUUAGUAUGUGGAGGGAAACAAGUGAACCGUCCAGGUUUCUUCUUUGAACCAACUCUUUUCACUGACGUGCCGGAUCACAUGUAUAUUGCUGUUGAGGAGUCCUUUGGGCCAGUCAUGAUCAUCUCCAAAUUCAGUAAUGGAGAUGUUGACAAAGUGCUGCAGAGGGCUAAUGCUACAGAAUAUGGUUUAGCAUCAGGUGUGUUUACACGUGACAUCAGUAAGGCUCUGUAUGUGAGUGAAAAACUUCAGGCCGGCACUGUGUUCAUCAAUACUUACAACAAGACCGAUGUGGCUGCUCCUUUUGGUGGCUUCAAACAGUCUGGCUUUGGCAAAGAUUUGGGACAAGAAGCUCUGAAUGAGUAUCUAAAAACUAAAUGUGUCACUGUUGAAUACUAAUAAAAUACUGGACAUAUAGUGCACAGCAUAAAAUGAUUGCAUUUUAAUGCUCUAAAGUGGCAGCUAAGGACCAUUUCAGUUUAGCCUUCAAGUAAAUUGUCAUGACUUAGUAAUUAUUUGUUUUGUGUGUAAUAAUGGAUGGAUUACAUUUCAGUUGAGGCAAUUAAGAAAAAUAAAUCACAAGAUCCUCUUUAGUUCUUACUUUCCUACUCUUACAUGGUACCUGUAAAUGUCUUACUGUAUAUAAGCUCAGAGAAUUCAAGGAUCAUACAUUAGAUUUGUAUCAGUUAUUAUAAUGAAUGUUGUUUCACUAUAUCAUUUAUUUUGAGAUAAUUGUUUGAGAUAAAAGUUGAGAUACUGUGAAAUAAUGCCUGACUAGCCAUCAAAAAU